Molecule: messenger RNA, 1701 nt
Organism: Daldinia loculata
Lineage: Eukaryota; Fungi; Ascomycota; Sordariomycetes; Xylariales; Hypoxylaceae
Product: MFS general substrate transporter
Exons: 5
Coding region: 1-1701 (566 amino acids)
Biological process (GO): transmembrane transport
Molecular function (GO): transmembrane transporter activity
Source: RefSeq, a predicted model, not a curated record
AUGGAUGGAACGAGGGGGUCACGACUAGGCGAGGAUGAGGGACUGGAAAAAUGUGAUAGUCGCGCGUCCGGGUCGGAGUCCAACAGCAGCUUAGACACUGCUGAUAACAGCACUCCCCGCGAACCACUCGAUACUUCCGGACGACCAGUUUCGCGGGCCCUAUCGCGAACCAUCUCUGAGGUACGAGAUGGGAUCGAAUCGAGGCGGGAUCUGGAAGAGGGACAACUCACCGACGAUGAGGAAAAUACUGCUGCCGCCACCGCGCCAGACACCAGCGACCCUAAUCUGGUGACUUGGGAAGGCUCCGACGACCCAGAAAACCCCAAGAACUGGCCGUUCCCUAAGAAAUGGGGUGUCGUCUUCAUCGUGUCCAUGUUCACUUUCGUCUCGCCUGUCUCCUCGUCUAUGGUGGCUCCGAGCUUGACUACAAUCGGCGCUGAAUUAGGAAUCCCAGAAGGCUUCCGACAGAACCUCGUCCUAUCGGUAUUCAUCCUCGCUUACGCCAUAGGACCCUUGGUCUGGGGUCCGCUCGCAGAGAUUUAUGGCAGAGUAUCUGUGCUACAGUACUCGAACCUUGGGUUCCUCGCCUUCACUAUAAGCUGUGGCUUCGCGCGUACUCAAGGGCAAAUUAUCGCCUUCCGCUUCCUCUCGGGUCUGGGCGGGUCUGCCACUCUUGCUAUUGGUGGCGGUGUACUCAGUGAUCUUUUCGUUGCUGAACAGCGUGGCCGCGCUAUAUCAAUAUACAGCUUAGCUCCCCUUCUAGGCCCAGCCGUCGGCCCUAUCGCUGGCGCCUUUAUUACCGAGAACACGACCUGGCGCUGGGCCUUCUGGGCUACUAGCAUUGCUGAUGCCGUCAUCCAGGGAGCCGGCCUAUUCUUCCUACGUGAGACUUAUGCCCCAAUACUCCUGAACCGCAAGCGUCAGCGACUCAUCGCCGAAACCGGGAAUGCCGCCCUGCGCACCCCGUACGAUGAUGCCAAAUCUGACAGCAGAAGCCUUUUGACGAUUUUCGGUACUGCUAUGACCAGGCCUUUCCGAUUGCUCGCCACUCAGAUCAUCGUCCAGUGUAUUGCGUUGUAUAUGAUGUACAUCUAUGGACUUAUGUACCUCCUGCUAGCAUCGUUCCCUUCGCUCUUCACCGCCCCGCCACCAGCUGGUUACGGUAUGUCUAUAGGGAUAGGUGGGUUGAAUUACAUCAGCUUAGGCCUAGGAUUCUUCGUCGGUUCGCAAACUACCGCUCCUCUACAGGAUCGGAUCUACGCCGCGCUCAAGCGACGAUAUGGUGUCGGCAAGCCCGAGCACAGAGUUCCUAUGAUAAUCCCCGGCUCUAUCUUCGUCCCCUUUGGACUAUUCAUCUACGGCUGGACAGCCGAGUAUAAAACACACUGGAUCGGCCCCAACAUCGGUGCCUUCAUCUUCGCCAUCGGAGCUAUCAUCUGCUUCCAGUCGCUGCAGGCGUUCGUGGUUGAUUCAUACCAACGGUAUGCCGCGAGCGCUGUCGGUGCCGCCACCGUGCUACGGUCUCUGGCUGGCUUUGGCUUUCCGCUCUUUGCACCUUACAUGUAUGACCGGCUGGGUUAUGGUUGGGGUAACUCCCUGAUGGCAUUCCUCGGUAUUGCGAUAGGUUGGCCUUCGCCAAUAUUAUUAUGGAAAUAUGGCGAAGUGCUGAGGAAGAGGAGCCCAUUCGCUGCGGGCGGUUAG